AUGGUGGAUCUCAGCACAUGCGAAAGAGUUCAGUCCAUUCUGAAGGUCCGCAGCAUUGAGGAGACACCCUGGAAAUGUUACCAGUUUGUCGUCUUCGUACCUGGGUUGUUUCAUCUCAAAAUGGCGUGCGCUGAUGCAAUCUACAAAGCUCUCAUCCACCCACCUCUUUCACGUCUCGAUGAAAACUCCAUGAUGCACUUUGUAGGCAUCAUGCAUCCUAAAGAAACUGGGAAGAUUAGAUCAAAUCCUAAAUUUCAUCAAAUGCAUGAAGUGAUUGGACAUACUGGUAUAGCACUGCGACUUGAUGCCUGGUGUGUUGAGGUAGCACGACGUCACAAUAUGUCAUCGCUCGAAGAUUAUGCCAAGAGUGAACCUUCAAUGGAUGCCCUGUGUCGCAUGGCUGACACAUUGGCCCAAGAGUAUGUGCAUGGUGAAGGCAUGGGUGUCUUUGAUGCACGACGCAAGGCCCAAUCAGCACGGGAUCAACAGCAUGAGAAUGUUCUGCUUAUGCACCAAUACCUGCUAUUGUACGAGGAGAUCACCUAUGCGAUGAAUGCCGGAGACAUUGGAAGGGUGGAGGCCAUACUUCCAUCAUGGAUCACCAUUUUCAAGGCUACUGGAAAGCAUAAAUACGCGAAUCAGAUGCAAAAGUUCUUGGCGGAGCUGCACUUCGUGUACCCAUCUGAUCUGAGGCACGCAAUCAGGAUGAAUAUUCUCAUCAACCCUACUGGAAAAGUGUUCGCUUUUCGUGGUGUUGACUGGGUCGUGGAGCUAAACAAUCUUUUUACGAAGGACAAAUACGGUGGCUCGGGACCAAACUACACAAAGGACCACGUCAUAAGUGAGUCGCCAAACAUUAUGGUGUAUCGCAGUUGUGCUAGUAAUGCAGAAUGCAACUAUCACCUGAACGGUCUCACAUCGGCACACGGAAAGAAGAAUAUAACGAAGACGUUCGACUCAAUACUAACCUACAUGUGGGAACACGGUCCGAACGAGCAUAAGGCUGGUUGCAAGGCUUCUUACACAUUGCGUGACAUGAUAGACAAGGGAAUGGAGGCAUUAUUGAGUACAUCAAUCGAGGAAGAGACAGCGGUGGAGGGGAUCAAUGAAGAGAACACUAUGGAUUAA
Molecule: messenger RNA, 1128 nt
Organism: Laetiporus sulphureus 93-53
Lineage: Eukaryota; Fungi; Basidiomycota; Agaricomycetes; Polyporales; Laetiporaceae
Exons: 3
Coding region: 1-1128 (375 amino acids)
Source: RefSeq, a predicted model, not a curated record